AUGCUCGCUCUACCUGCCCGGUAUGGGCGAUGGGUACCGAUUCUGGCCCCAGUGACUCUCCUCCUGCUCUUCCUCCACCUAAACGCCAGCCUGAGCACGCAAAAAACACAAGUCAUCCUCGAGCAAGAGCUCCAUCCAUCCGCAAAUAAUGAAACCGACUCUAUAUCGGCAGAUACAAACACAAACCCCGAUACAGAUCCAGAAACGCCAACCUCGCAACCAUGCCGCCCACUUCCGGGCAUCGAAAAUGUCCUAGUGAUAAUGAAGACGGGCAUCACAGAAGCCCAGGACAAAAUCCCAAUCCAUCUUCGCACAACAUUACGCUGUAUCCCGCACAAACUCAUCGUAUCCGAUUUCGAAGAAGAUAUCGCCGGCAUCCGCACUCACGACGUCUUCCAUAACGCCAGCGAAGUGCUACUAGCGAAUAGCGACUUUGCUUUAUACAAUCGAGCCCGCGCAGGCGGCCGUGCCGCUCUCACCCAGUCAGACUUGACCAAAGUUGCCAACAGUGCAGCCGGAAUGUCGGACAACCCCGGCUGGAAGCUGGAUAAAUGGAAAUUCCUCCCCAUGAUCCAAGAAGCUCGGGCCUAUCAUCCCGAUAUGCAGUGGUACGUCUUUCUCGAGGCUGAUACGUACGCAAUCUGGCCGAAUUUGCUCGCCUGGCUGGACCAGUUUGAUUCGACCGAGAAGUUGUACCUGGGCAAUCAGAUGCAGAUUGGGGAGGUGAUUUUCGCUCAUGGCGGGUCGGGUUUUGUAUUGUCGCAUGCUGCGCUGCAUGCGGUGGCGGAGUAUCAUGCUGGUCAGGUUGAUCGGUGGAAUUAUUUGACGGAGACUCAGUGGGCGGGGGAUUGUGUGUUGGGUAUGGCGCUGAGACAAAUCGGGGUGGAUUUGACUUGGUCCUGGCCACAUGUCACGGCCCAGUCGAUUUGGGAACAGGAUGCGCUGGGUGAGGCAUUCGGGAAGACACAAUGGUGUUAUCCCGCUUUGACGUUUCACCAUAUGACGCCUCCGGAUAUUGAUCAUUUUUACGAGUUUGAUCGGAGGUGGUUUGCCAAUGAGAAAAAUACUCUCCUAUUAUACAGCGAUAUAUUCCGCAACUUUGUCCGCCCCAUGCUCUCCGACCGAUUAGACAAUUGGAGCAACUUUGCCAAAGACGAAGUCAAACAUACCACCGAGGAACCCGCUUCGGAGAUGUCCGUCAACCAAUGUGCUGAACAAUGUGCCCGAACCACAGGCUGUCUCCAGUACCGCAUGGACGCAGACGGCAAAUGCUAUACAUCGGAUUGGGCUUUACGAGGUCUCCCGGACGCCGGGGGAUGGUCGGGAACAAUGAUGUGGCGCGUCGAUGCUUCUAUGCAAAAGAAAGGCCAGUGUGAGGAGCCGGUGUGGGUGUUGGAAUAG
This is a messenger RNA of Penicillium daleae, 1401 nucleotides long. RefSeq lists its product as uncharacterized. Bases 1 to 1401 code for a protein of 466 amino acids. The transcript has 2 exons. Lineage: Eukaryota; Fungi; Ascomycota; Eurotiomycetes; Eurotiales; Aspergillaceae. Gene Ontology annotation, molecular function: glycosyltransferase activity. The record is from RefSeq and is a predicted model, not a curated record. Gene Ontology annotation, cellular component: membrane.